Molecule: messenger RNA, 3657 nt
Organism: Iphiclides podalirius (scarce swallowtail)
Lineage: Eukaryota; Metazoa; Arthropoda; Insecta; Lepidoptera; Papilionidae
Source: the annotation of a GenBank genome assembly
AUGACUGUCGUGAAAAAACCAAAUAAAGGUCCGAAUGAUCUGACCUCAAGGAUGUCGAAUUUUCAACGUACGCGCAGCAAAGUCUGGUGGGGGGAUUCACCGCCCAACAUCGGCAGUCCAGUAGCGGCGGAAGCCACAUGGAACCAGAACAAUAGAAGAGAGGAACAAGAUUGGGAGCCUCAACUACCACAUUGGAUAGCUAAUCAACCGGAGCAAAGGAACAAUAGCGCUGAUAAUAUUGCAGAGCCCAAUAAUGUUCCUGUCAACCAGUGGCCACUUCGCCAUGGAAGCCCUGGUAGUCACAAAAGCCAAGACUCCGGCUUUUCUGACUCGGAUAGCUCUCAACCCACUAUGCAGGAAUACGCGGCAGCGGGCAGCAGUGAUGCCAGAGAUAAGUCUUCAAGCAGCAGUGACUCAAAUAACAAUGAAAACGUAACUGUAAAACAAGCGGUCGAGUUUCAAAACACACCGCACAGUCGAGAUGUUGUUGACAAUUCGAGACCGUCGAACAAUGUCGACAAUGUUACUCCAACGCCAAAGCCACGAUUACGAAGCAGUAGCGUUAUACAAACUCCGUACGACUUACAGAAGUACUACGAAAUACACCGAGACGAGGAACAUAUGGAGCUGUUAAAGGAUAACGACAACGAAGCGGACGCUAAAUACCCAUCUCCAACAAAUGUUAAUACGAACUCACACGAAAAGGAGAAUUCCAAUAAAAUAAUCGAUAAAACAAUAGGCCCGAGAUUAAAUAAAAUAGAAAAUAAGCAAAUUAACAACACAAAUAUAACCCCUACCAAACGUACAAUCCAAAAAGAUACCAAAGAAAUACCAGUUAAUAAUAUAAAUGUAAUUAGUCCUUCCAAAAAGUAUCCUGUGAAGAAAUCUUUCGUAUCAAGUACAGAUAGCGACCAAACAAAAAUAAUAAAGGUCGCUAAAGUAAAAGACUUAGAAACGAGUAAGAACAAAUCUGAUGAAAGUUUAGAAUAUAUAAAGCUAUCUCAUGACAAUGAGAUUGUUGUGAACAAUCAACCAAGAGUCCGCACUCCUAUCUCCAACGUUUCUUACGUACCAACUGAGAGAAUUUCGACAGCGAAAACAGAAUACAGAAGAAGUAUGUCCAAUGAAGACCACAACCCCAUAAGUACAACGCCUAAAUUCCAAAGAAACAGACUAAAUCAGUCACUAAAUUUUGAAGCACAAAGACUUGAUCAACAAAUAUUGGACAUUCAAGAAGGUUACCAUUCACUAGGCCAUAUAGACGAAGACGAAAUACCUAAAGACGACAUUCAGUAUUCAAAAGAACAGUUUCACAAACCUGUUAAAGCGCUGCUAGGCAAAAACAUAAUGGACAGUCUCCACUUAAAACCGACUAAGAAAGUUGGUCCAAAGGCUAAACAGAGAAUGGUAAAAUCAGACAAGGCAAAGGAACUUUUCAAAAUGUUUCCAUCUAAAAAGGAGAAACCAGGUGUGGUUGACACUCACGCGGGUGGGAUUCUAAAUGGAAGCAGAGUUCCCUCACUUGGUCUACCUAGGGCGGCGGAACAGAACUCUUGGGUGAUUGUCGGCUACCCCGAACAAGAGGUGCUUAUACCGAAUUAUAACGAAAGGCUGGUUGGUACAGAGAGUGACGUCAAUUUGAAAUCGAAGGAUAAUCCUAAUGACGACAUUAAUUACGUUAAAACUCGACGAGUCACUCCACCGUUACAGUUCAGGGAUAAACAGAAAAUCCCGUAUGAAACCGAUGCAAAAUCCGAUAAAGACUUGACACACGACUCCAAAAGGGAGAAGUUAAAAGAUGACAUAAACUUCAAUGACGUGCAAUUGAACUUAGCGUGCACUUCUACACCAAAAAUGUUAGCCCCAGACGAAUUUAUGUUUGGUUCGCAACUUCCAAAGAAUAUUAAAACGAACUCUUGUAGAAUAAAUUUAAUUAGUGAUUUCAAUGGCGGGCUGGUAUUGAACAAUCAAAACGAAAUAUUGUACAGAGAAAGAAGCAUAGAUCAGACCACUUUGGAGAGGCUCUGUGAUAGGAAGCCGGAGCCAGUCCGGUACUGGCUUUGCGACCUCAUCAGCUCCAAUGAGAACGAGUGCAUGACCACACUGCAGAGUAAACCCCUCGGCGCUGAGAUGAAUGCCCUGGUGUCUGCCAGCUCUGCCACCAUCACCGGGAACAUAAAGAAAGUGCAGACACAUGGACAGAUAAUAGUGCAUCAGUACAGCGAUGUCUUGAGACAGUUGGAGUGCGGCACCGCUAGCGAGGAGCAGAUAUGCCUGAUGGUGGCGAACAUCAACGAGUUCGUGCUGGCCCACAGCAUCACGCUGAACACCAAGCCCCCUGGGGAGACGCCCGAGAGGUGGGACAAGAUCAAGGUGUCCCUGCAGCUCUAUCUCGAGAAACUGAUCGAGAUAGGGGACGACGUGAAACUGGAGCUCAACGAGAGCAACCCCCAGUGGGACCUGGUCGAGAAGCAUUUGGACACACUCGUCGAGAUAUUCCUCGAGACGACGAAAGCUGUUCUGGUUCAACAAAUGAAGACCCUCGUUUCGAUCAUCGAGGAGCCACCUUCCGACGUGAUACUAAAGAGCACGCUGACCUCAAUCGGGCACCUCGCCAUGCUCAGCGAGGGCUCCCAGGGCUCGCUGCACCCGCGCUGCUCGGAGAUCAUGCGGGCGGUGGCGGAGCCCCCGUUCGUGGAGUGCGGCGUCCCCAGGGCUCUGCUGGCGGCCGUCAUAGAGACCUCCAAGGGCUCCGUUAAGGCGCUAGCCCUGCGAGCCCUCGCGGCGGUCUGCGUCACAGCGGACGCGGUCAAACAGUUCGACGAGGGCGGCGGCAUAGAGAUCCUUUCCGAUAUUCUCUCGGAGAGAUCGAACCCCGAACCACAAAUGCGAGAGGCGAUUACAGUACUCACCCAAAUCACCGCGCCCUGGCUGAGGGGCCACUACGAUCUGACACAGCUACAUACGUAUCUGAACACCAUCGUGGAAAAUAUCACCGGUAUUCUCUCGCGCACCGAGUGCUGUCAACUGCUGCUGCUUUGCACGGCGUGCCUCGUCAAUUUGGUACGGGAGGUCGAGCUGGAGGGGAAGGGGGGAGCGGACGAGAAGUCGGACAUAGUCGAGGUGGUGACGCGCCAUCGCACCGUCGAGAAGCUGCUGGACGCCGUGAAACGCAGGGGACCCGACAUAUCCGUGUUCCUGCAGGAGCAGAGCGCGGCGCUGCUGUCGUCGCUGAGCCGCGUGGCGCGCUGCGCGCCGCCGCUGGGCCGCGCGCGCGCCGUGAGCGCGGCGCUAGUGCGCUUCGCGCGCCCGCCGCCGGCGUACGUGCGCCGCGGCGCCGAGCUGCGCGCGCACGCCCGCCUGCGCUGCCAUGCCGCCGAAGCGCUCGCCAGGCUAACUGUUGUUCCGGAUGUUGCCAAGCAGAUUGUCCAACUCGAGGGUGUUCCUCAUCUUAUCCGUCUGGUUAGGAUGCAACGAUCACGCCCUACCGUGGAGGAGAACCCGGACCAAACCCUCAUACACUGUCUGAAAGCCCUCAGAACAAUUUACAAACACCAUCCAGAGGCAUUCGAGGACCAGAAGGAUGUCGAUGAGAUGAUCAGGCCACACCUGAUGGAGUCAUUAAUGCUUUUCUCCGCCAAACAAGAGAGCUAUGUC